AUCACUCAAUAUUAACCAUGGUCAUCUCUGGGAAAGGAAAUUAUUUACUGGCUCCUUUGCUCAUAUGCCCCUUUGAAUUGUGUAUUUGAUUUUGUCUAUGGUUUGGGGGCAUUACUUUUUUUUUCUGAGACAGGUUUUCUCUGUGUAGCUUUGGAGCCUGUCCUAGAUCUCGCUCUGUAGACCAGGCUGGCCUCGAACUCACAGAGAUCCGCCUGGCUCUGCCUCUCGAGUGCCCAGCUUGGGGCAUUACUUUUGAUAGCCAGUUUUGUGUGCAGAUGUGCAUUAGGAGAGAAAACUUGAGGGUCAUAUUGAUCUUUGAUAGGAAUGCGUGGUUUUGCUUCCUAUAAACACUUCACCUCCUUGCUUUUUUCUCACGUGGUGUGGACACGACUCUUCUCCAAGUGGCUUUGCAUCUGAGGCAGUGGUGCCUGCAGGUGGCUUGGCACAGUUCUCCAACUAAGCAGGAGCUCUGCUUCUCCUUGGGAGGGGCGCGGGUGCCUUGGGAACGGAGUCUGGAAUGUGAUGGAGGCCAAGAGGGUCGCGGGAACGGGUCCCUAGCUGCUGUGCUGCGCAUGUGCAGUUCAUCUUCAUUGUUCGCUCCCGCGUCCUGCUGCGCUCGGAGGAAACCCUCAGAUCCUCAGGGUCCAAGCGUCGCUCAGAGACCCGGUACCCAAGUCAGGCGCGCCCACCGUCAGGUUCAAAGUUCUCUGGAUCACAGAUUGUGUGAAGAAAAAGAAGAGCACACAGAAGCAGGACUCUCCCCACGGGAGACCCCUCCUCUCUUGGGUGCAGCUGAAGGGCGGAAGCCCAAGAAAGAGGCAGAGUCCACAUUCAGCUCGAGAAGCGCCUGCUGAGCCUUGUGCUGGGUAACGUCGUCUCACUAGACACCUGUCCAGCGGCAGCAGCGUGGGCCGGCUUCCAAGAGAAGGAGGCUCUUACCAUCUGCCUGCAAGAACUUGCUAGUGACCAAAUCCUUGAGACCCGCUGAUCCCAGGCCACUGUCCACAUGUCUCAGGUAAGUCGAUAAGUCAAGUGUCUUGAAACAAAACAAAGCCCCCUUGGAGACACUGAAACCAAAGAACUGACUUAAAGCACACUGUCCCUGUUGUCAGCAGUUCCUACACGUCCCUCCAGCUGGGAUUUGAGAGGUGGCUCCGCAGUUAAGAGCACUUGUUGCUCCGGAAGAAGACCUGGGUUGGGUUCCCAGAACCCACAUCAAGCAGCUCACCUGUAACUCCAUUUCCAGGGAAUCAGAUAUCAUCUGGUCUCAGUGGGCCCUUGCACACAUGUUCACACACACACACACACACACACACACACACACGAAAAAAUAAAUUGUUUAAAAAUAAAUUAUUUGAGUUCCAGGGCUAAGGAGUUAAAAUAUAUGCAGAAAAGUAAAUCAACAGAUACUUAUAACAUCUUCAUUGUUAAACUGUUUUACACACACUAGGUUCAAUGUUGCACAUCUUUAAUCUCAGCAACUUGGGAAGAAGAGGCAAGUGGAUCUCUGAGUUUGAAACCAGCCUGGUCAACAUUGAGUGUUCCAGGCCAGCCGGGCUACAUAGUGAGAUCCUGUCUUAAAGAAAACAAAACCUAUAAGUUGAUUCACACCUUUUAUUACAGAAAUAUUCAAAACGGUACAAAAGUAGAAAACAGCAUAGAAACUCCUGAGUGUGUGUUGCAGUUUGAGCUAGGGACGGAUCGUUUCAUUGGCUGUCCACCCCCAGCACGCACACGCACGUACAUAUAUACACAUGCACUUAAACACACAUCCAUACUUUUCUCCUUCCCACCUUCCUUUAUAAGAUUAUCUUAUUGUUUUGUAGUGUUUGUUUGAAGCAGGGGCCUUCUGUGUAGCUCAGGCUAAUCUCAAAUGCUCCAUCCUCCUGCCUCUGCCUCCUGAGUGCUGGGAAUACAGUGCUGGAUAUACCGCUACACUCCGUUCGUAAGAUUAAACCCCACACAUCAAAACACGCAACUGGACUGAAGACCUGAGUUAGCUGCUCUAACCAUUUGCCUUGCCGCCUCUUUCCCAGCUUGUCUUCAUGCCCUGUGUGCUUGCUUGCUGUCAGGCCCAAAGAGGCCAUGGUCAUUGUGAAAGGCCGGCAGGAAGCCAGCGCUGGCUGUCCCGAUGAAAAGCCCUUUCUCUGAGCUCCAGGUAGUGAUAAAACUUCCUGAGCAUUCAUCUACCCGCCCGUCUGAAGUGUCGGGGUAACAUCGGACCCCCAGGUGGUCAUUUGUCAGCACAUACAAAUGGGUUUCUAACAAGACUCUGAGGAGCUUGAUGGUGAUGGUCUUUCUCAUGGCUUCUGCCCCCUUUCCUCUCCACAGCCUCUGCAGCUCUCCAGGAACAGACGGACAUGACCACAACCCAGGGGCAAGUGUUGUUCAGAGAUGUGUCUGUGACCUUCACUCAGAAGGAGUGGCAGUUGCUGGAUGCUGCCCAGAGGCACCUGUACAGGGAGGUGAUGCUGGAGACCUACAAGCACCUGCAAGCAGUGGGGUGCGAUGUGACCAAACCUGAGCUGAUCUGCAAGUUGGAACAGGGAGACGUUCCUUGGGAACUUCCAGGUGGCAGCCUCUCAGAAGUCCAGAGGGCCGACUGCAUGACAAGUGAGGAAAACGAAGACAAAUAUUUGAGUCAAGUUUUAUUUGUCAACAACAAAGCACUAACUAAGAAAAGAAGCAAGGCUCUAAAGGAAACAGUUUAUCAGGCCACAGACUCAGUGGCCUCAAGAGAAGUGCACUAUAAGUGUCGCUCAACAGAAACAAGCUUGGAAAAUGUUGCAGGAUUAAUUACUGAUAACAAAAACUGUGCAACAAAAAAGUUUGAUGGUUUAGGUGGGUCUCGGUCCCUGGGUACUAAGUGUGAAAAAGCUCCCAUAGGAUGCAAAACCUGUGAAAGUGACCAAAGGGAGAGAUCCCACCGUCCUGUCGAGGACCUCACUCAACAUCGGAAGACCCUGCAUUUGGAAAAACCUCCUGAACAUAAAAAUUGUGGGAAGAACUCACACAGAAAGACAGCCUCUGUUAUACACGAGGCAGUUCACACAGGACAGGAGCCCUCUCAGGAUAGUAAAUGCAUGCAAGCCACUGCUCACAAGAUCAGGUUCCAGUCUUUUCUAAGAACCCUUAGAGAAAGGAAGGCACAAGAGGCCAGCGAAUGUGGGAAGUCCUCAUGCAUGAAGUCAAAACAUGAACAUCCAAGAGCUCAUAUAAGAGACAAACACUGUGAAUGUGAUAUGCUUGAGAAAUCCUUUAGUGAGAAAUCAGGUCUUACCAGACAGGGGAGAAUGCAACCAGGAGGAAAGCCUGAUGGAUGUAAUGUAAGUGAGAGAGCCUUAAGAAACUCAUCCCACAUCCAAAAUGAGAAAAUUCAUGUGGGAGAAAAGACCCAUGGCUGUGGGAAAUGUGGGGAAACCCUUCACAGAAAGGCAGGCCUUACUCAGAACCAGACAACUUGCACAAAAGAAAGACCUAAGUGUGCCGACAGCCAAACAGCCUUAAAGAAGUCGCGUCUGACCCUAAAUCAGAGAACUAGCUCAAGAGGAAAAAGCCACAAAGGAAAUGAGUGUGAGAAAUCCCCAGCCCCCUCCCUCAGAGGAUCGAAAAGCUCUCGACAUCAGAGACCAUCAUCGUCCGUGGAGGAGAAACCCGAAGAGUGUGAGGAAGGUGAGAAGUCACCUCUUGGUGAAAAUCAGAGUGCUUGCAAAGAACAGAAAGCCUGUGAGUGUCACAAAUGUGAGGAAGGCUGUCCCAAGAAAGCGGGUCUUGCUCAACAUCAGAGCUCAAACCCGGGGAAAAAACCCUAUGCGUGCAAGGAAUGUGACAAAUCCUUCAUGGUGAAGUCAAACCUCACUGAACACCAGAGAACUCACACUGGAGAAAAACCGUAUGAAUGCAAAGAGUGUGGGAAGUCAUUCUGCCAAAAAUCUGCCCUCAAAGUACACCAGAGAACUCACACAGGAGAGAAACCAUAUAAAUGCAAUGAAUGUGGGAAAUCCUUCUGUGUGAAAUCGAACCUUACACAGCACCAAAGGACCCACACAGGAGAGAAGCCGUACAAAUGCAGUGAGUGCUGGAGAUCCUUCUGUGUCAAGUCCAACCUUGUUGUGCAUCAGAGAACUCACACCGGAGAAAAACCCUACAAAUGUCCCGAGUGUGAGAAAACCUUCUACGAGAAAUCUGCCCUCACAAAACAUCAGCGGAUUCACACAGGGGAAAAACCCUAUGAAUGUAAUGAAUGCAAGAAAAACUUCAGCCAGAGGUCAGCCCUCACCAAGCACCAGAGAAAAACACACAAGAAGAAAGCGUCCACCAGGAGCCUUCACGGGCAGAUACCAGAAUCAACAAGCAAAGCUCAUUGAACAUCAACAAAAUCCAAGAGUGGGGAUGCUACCAUGACAACGAGUGUAGGAAAGUAUUCACUAACAGGUUAUUGGGGAAAGAAACUAGAGAUUUAAUGUAGGAUUGAAAACAUAACAAUAUUUCAAACAUGGGAAUGCUUCCAACAGGUAUUCGAUGUUGUUGAUGGAAAAAUAUAUAAUUUUAAUGACUAUGGAGAAAAAUGUCCUUGUGGAAACACUGUCUAACUAGAAGUUAUAUUUCAGAUAUGAUGUGAAACUCAUUACAUGACAGAUAACAGAACGCCAUCUGUUCUUAACAGAAAAUGAAAUAUGGAUCUUUCAUAACAAGGAUAAUUUAGGUUGCUGAUUCAGUUGUAAUAAACAGCCAUCUUUUGCCUACCCAUCUUGAUUUUCUUCACUGGAUUCUCUCCUUUGCUUCUCAGAAGUUUAUUUAAUUUUUUCCAUAGUAAAGAGGACACUGACCAAGAAAAAAGAACCACAGUGGAAAAGACCAAAAAAGCCAAACAAAACAAACAAACAAAAAACGUAUAGGAAUCUAAGCAUUGGAAGUGAAAUGACGCCAGGAACAGCUAACGGAAGCAGCAUGAACAAGAAAUCUCUACGUUAAAGAUGGGGUCAUUGAAUGCCGAGUUAAAAACUAUGUCCGGGGCCAGAAAGUUGGCUCAGUAGUAAAGGUUCUUGCUACAUAAGCCUGAUGACCCCAGUUUGACCCCUGGAAGCCAUGUAAAGGCGGAAUGAGAGAACUGACUCCACACAGUUGUCCUCUGACCCCAAACACGCACUGUACCACACACAUGUUCACACACACACACACACACACUCGUAAUACAUACAAUAAAAUUUCAACAACAACAACAGAAAUACUAAAUCUAGCAACAGGUGGUUUGUAAAAGAGAAGAAGGGGAAGAGGAGGAAGAAAAAUUUAAAGUCAGUCGAAAAGGGAAUUUGAAAGUUAAAAGAUAACAACUAUAUGUAUUUUUAAAUCUAUCCAAUAAAGUGUGA
This is a messenger RNA of Peromyscus maniculatus bairdii (prairie deer mouse), 5369 nucleotides long. NCBI's taxonomy places the organism in Eukaryota, Metazoa, Chordata, Mammalia, Rodentia, Cricetidae. The record is from RefSeq and is a predicted model, not a curated record.